GAACCGACUCGUUCGCGAUCGACACAUCACUAGCCGUUAUACGUCAUCACGCAACGUUUUGCAUCAUCCAAGUCACAUGCAGUGGACAACACAGACAUAUCAGUUGAAUAUGUCAACUUGAGAGCACCUUGAGAGACUUCUCCUUUCUCUGGCAGGUCUGUAGUGACAGGAGACAGAGGGAAUGGAUGGAUUUCCUGUGAAGAUUACAGAGGCAGUGUGUCUUGGGGCCAGCCUUGCCCUCUCAGGCAUCUGCUACUACCUCUAUAAGAAGAGCCGGAGGACACUAGACAAACUUGAUGAUGCUCCACACUUCACCAUUGAUGGAAAACUCAAAGACAUUUUGAAAGUUACUCCAGGAGCUUGUCUACAGUAUGCUGUCAUCGAAGGUGCUGUGCAACCAGUAGGUGAGCCUCUGACAAGCCACUUCCAAAAAGAAUUUAUCGGAGUGUUGCAGAAAUUCCUCUUAAGAGAGCACAGGCUGGUGUGGAACAGCCUUUCACGCACUUGGACGGACAGUGAACGAGUCUUGCACCAUAGAGUGAAUGCAGUGCCCUUUGUGUUAGUGGGAUCAAAUGAGACCGCCGUCAGAGUCCUGUGCCCUCUGCAGGCCGCCGGACUGCACAUGGAGACAACCCACGAGAAGUUCCACCAGGUCAAUUACGGCUUGGGGGACAUCAUAGGACAAUACCUCAGUGGGGAGAAGCUUAAAGGGCAACUGGAGACCGAGAAAAUGCUCAAAGUGGGCACAACUCUUACCGGCGUGGGUGAGUUGGUGCUGGACAUGGACGGCACCCUGAAUCUCCGACCCCCUUCUGAUGGCUCACAGUACUUUUUGAGCAUUACAGACUUUGACACCCUGCUAGGAGAGCAAGAGUGCACGGCUCUAUGGUGGAAGACGCUCGCCAUUGCCUCUGCUUUGGCAGGGGCAGCUGUCCUCCUUUGGGUCGGCCGACGCUACUACUACCAACUAAAAGAUCGCUGGGAGAGGGAGAAGGAGAGGAGGGAGUUUGAGAGACUGCGGGCUGAAGCUCCAAGAGCGCGUGUUCCAGUAGCGGGUUCUGGGGACCUUCAAGACGUGACAGAAGAACAGAUGGAGAAUGCCUGUGUGAUCUGCCUCAGUCAGCCACGUAACUGUAUUCUCUUGGAAUGUGGGCAUGUGUGCUGCUGCCACAGCUGCUACCAGGCUCUUCCACACCGUCGAUGCCCCAUAUGUAGACACUGCAUCAGCAGAGUGGUGCCUCUCUACCACGCCUGAGGCACCUGUGUAACCACAUGACCUCAAUACCAUAUGGUACAUGUCCACAAGGGCGUUUUUUUAUCGCGAGGGAUCGCCUCACUUCCCAGCAUUGGAUGCUUGAUGGGCUGCCCCUAGACACAACGCACUCGGCACUUCGAUUGGACGAACGCUUUUCACCGAAAUGUGUUUCUGAAAACAUUUUAUGCGCGAAAGAAACCAUUCAGUUGCUGAAUCUGUCUUUAUUUUGGAUCGACAAAGGCUUAGUUUAAAAGUUUUUCGGGAGUAUCCAGAGGCGGUGAGUCGCGUUGGACACCCGUGAUUUGCAUAAAGUAGCCUAGACCUCAACUUAAUGCAAAUGUGGAGCGGCCAACGUGACGCCCCAUCUCUCAAAUCGCGCCGCCACGCUACCAGAAUGCAUUGCACAGCUGCUUGCAUAGACAAUGAAUGGGAAGCAUCGAAAAGACGGAGGCUGUGGACAUGUACCAAUACAGUACAAACUGUACCAACUUGCACCUAAAAAUGGACAAAGGCAAUUCCUUGAAAAUCUUAUCACUAUAAACAAUGAGGAUGUUUUUUUUAAGAACGUACUGUAUGUAUUAAAUUACUGUAUAUUAUUUAAUAUUGUGCAAUUACUUAGUUCACAACAUGGGUUUCAGUGAGGUAUUUUAUCUGUAAUUGUAUAUGAGAAAUACAGGAAAAUGAAGUAAUUGGAAAAAAGGGGUGUAAAUUUAAACAAUGGAGACAUUUAUUUUCCUACAUGUGUGCCUUAUUUUGGUAUUUAUAUGGCUGCUGCUGUCUAAGAGUGACUGAAUGGUAUGUUUCUGAAUAACUUUUGUUUCAACCACUUUGGGUUACAUAUUUCAGUCACAGGAAGUUAUAGAAUCUAAAACUACAUUCAUUGCUAAGACGAAGCUUUUCUGUUAAUGCACUUCAGAUAGGCGAGAGUCUUUAAAACUGUAAAAUGUUGGCUUGUUGAAAUUAACUCAAUAAAGCACCACUCUUUGAACUA
This is a messenger RNA of Sebastes umbrosus (honeycomb rockfish), 2246 nucleotides long. RefSeq names its product mitochondrial E3 ubiquitin protein ligase 1a (gene mul2). Gene Ontology annotation, molecular function: ubiquitin-protein transferase activity. Gene Ontology annotation, biological process: protein ubiquitination; organelle organization. The transcript has 6 exons. NCBI's taxonomy places the organism in Eukaryota, Metazoa, Chordata, Actinopteri, Perciformes, Sebastidae. Bases 182 to 1255 code for a protein of 357 amino acids. The record is from RefSeq and is a predicted model, not a curated record.